Messenger RNA from Pocillopora verrucosa, 2297 nucleotides. NCBI's taxonomy places the organism in Eukaryota, Metazoa, Cnidaria, Anthozoa, Scleractinia, Pocilloporidae. The record is from RefSeq and is a predicted model, not a curated record.
UACAUUUCUAAGAGCUAAUUGGUGAGAGAGUGAAUUUCAAUUAACCCUGACUCGUCAAGAUAUUUGAAGUUAAUUUACUGUAGAAUUUCAAAAUUGUUCACACCUACAUCAUCUGGUUUUAUUUAGGUUUUGUCGUAAAUUCAGAACUCGAGCAAUGAGAAGUGGAAAGGUCUUUCAUUAUUACAUUUAUGAAUUUUUAACAUGAGCCUCGGGCUUAUAAGAUUACACAAGCGUUUCACACAUUUACUGUGCGUGAAGAGGUGGCUGAAUUUUUCUGGUGCGAGUGUAACCUCACGCCAUACUAAAAACACAAGGAUGUUUACUGAAGACGCCAGCAGAUCCUAUGGUAAAGUCAGGCAACCGUUUCGGCUCCUUUCUAGAUCGACCCUUCGCAUAAAAGAUAUGCUCUAGUGCUAGACACAAAGCUCAGUCUCGGGAUUUCAAGGUAAUCGCUUUUCACGCACUGAUAGAGACACUUUCCUUUUUUCCCAGAAAAGAACAAAGCUGUAUUGUUUACAAAAAUAGCCGAAACAAGCCCAUGAGUAAUGCAUGGUAAUAAGAUGCAGAGCCAUUCUCGACGCGUGUUCCCCGGUGGGAUUACACUCGAAGUGUCCGGCCAACAUGAAGUUUCUCUUAUGCGGUUUGGUUUGUACUUUAACUCUGAUUCAAGCUAUCACAACAACUGCAGGAGCUGUCUGUCUGGAUUCUACAGUUACAUUUGCAGUCAAUUCUGGAGUUAACGCAAGCCUUCCUUUCAACGCAUCAGAUUAUGAGAAUCAAAAAGAUUUCCGAGUCUAUCGUGCUCAGAGAAACUCUAUAGAAUUUGCUCACAUGACAAAAGAUGUAUCGAAGGGCGAUUGUUCUGGUCCACUGUCGGAUCUUUGUGUGAAGGGGAAGAUAGAGUUUGCGAGGGAUAACCAAACCCAUUUGUUAUUGGUGAAGAUCUUCCAUACCACUGUCAAUGACAGUGGUCAAUACGCAGUCUGGACUAGAUUUUACAGUGGUAAUUUCCAUGACGACGAGAAAACAGCGAAAUGCUUAAAGGUGAUAAAUGUGAAAGUAGAAGGAGCUGUCUGUCUUGAUUCUACAGAUACAUUUGCAGUCAAUUCAGGAGUUAACGCAAGCCUUCCUUUCAACGCAUCAAAUGAUGAGAAUCUAAACGAUUUCCGAGUCUAUCGUGCUCAGAAAAACUCUAUGGAAUUUGCUCACAUGACAAAAGAUAAAUCGAAAGGCGAUUGUUCUGGUUCAUUGUCGGAUCUUUGUGUGAAGGGGAAGGUAGAAUUUAGGAGAGAUAACCAAACUCAUUUGUUACUGGUGGAGAUUUUCCAUACCACUAUUAAUGAUAGUGGUCAAUACGCAGUCUGGGCUAAAUUUAACAGCGGUAAUUUACAUCCAGACGAGAAAACAGCGAAAUGCCUUAAAGUGAUACAUGUGAAAGUAGAAGGUAACUCUACAGAAACCACGACAAGUCCAUUUCCUCAGUCGACUCAAGUCUAUGGCCCAAGCAGUAGCUCAGAAACCACAAGUCCAGCUCCUCAGUCGACUCAAGUCUACAGCCCCAGCAGUAGCUCAGAAACCACGACAAGUCCAGUUCCUCAGUCGACUCAAGUCUACAGCUCCGGCAGCAACUCAGAAAACAAGACAAGUCCAGUUCCUCAGUCGACUCAAGUCUACAGCCCCAGCAGCAGCUCAGGUCCAGGAGGGAAGACAGUAGGGAUUGUACUAGGGGUUCUGUUACUCAUCGCAUUUGUCAUAACUGCCGGUUUAUUUUAUUAUUUUAAAUGUCGUAAAAAGCCUACACCAUCAAAAUCAAUAGGAAGUAAUGGCGAAGAAAUGGCUUUCACUGGAGUACAAAAUAAUAGCGAACAAAUGGCGCACAAUGAAACGCCAACUCAACCAGACAGCUGAAUGGCGGCCUGAAAAGUGAGUUAUUUCGUGGGAAAAUCAAGUACCAGUCCCACAUCGGUCAGUCUUGGAUGAGCACAUUUUUCAAUUUAAUUCCUCGUAUUGCAAUUUGUACUGAGACUCUUGUAAAGUAUUAUUGCCAAAUGAGACAAAACCUUCCCACGGGGUGAAGCGAUACGUGACAAGUUCAAACGUUAACUCAUAUUUUGGAGCCACUUUUGUAGCCGAUUUCUAAGUUACGUGAUUUUAUGUCACGUGAUUUUUCGUAUUUUGCUGAUUUCUCGUAUGUUAUGUUGUCACUGAGUCAGACGCAAUCGAGGCAGCGACACUGGAUGUUUAUGUUUACGGUGCGCUCAAAGAAAAACGAGAGUUUGUGAAUCGAUAAAAGAACC